Messenger RNA from Drosophila albomicans, 1843 nucleotides. It is a transcript of the gene PK1-R, whose product is annotated as pyrokinin-1 receptor. Gene Ontology annotation, cellular component: plasma membrane. The coding region runs from base 390 to 1649 and encodes 419 amino acids. The record is from RefSeq and is a predicted model, not a curated record. Gene Ontology annotation, biological process: neuropeptide signaling pathway. The transcript has 4 exons. Gene Ontology annotation, molecular function: neuromedin U receptor activity. NCBI's taxonomy places the organism in Eukaryota, Metazoa, Arthropoda, Insecta, Diptera, Drosophilidae.
UUCAACUUUCCAUCUUGAACAUGUUGAAUACGUGUUGAGUUUUUGCGGUUAUACUCGUAAUCAAGUGAAACCACACAGCAGACAGUUAGUUCGUUAGUCUGUCUGGAGCGGGGUUCUACUCCGUGUACGGUACGGUUGGAGAUAUAUGUUGCGUGUGGAGAGACGCGAAACGGUCUCUGGGAAUGCGCCACUGCUAUCGCUAUCGCUGCUGUUUUAUUUUUCGUCGGUCGUGACAUCAAAUUAUAAUAAUUAGCAUAGAGGAGGCAGUGGAGACAUUGCCCAACGUUUUAAACGGCAAAUCAAAAUCCAAUAUCGGAAUUCUAGCAAGUGGAAAUUUUGAAAAAAUAUAAACAAAGCGCUAAACGAGAAAUUCCAAACAGACAGUCAACAUGCCGCCUCCGCCUCCUCCUCCGACGACGCCAUCUGCGAGCAAUCUCAGCGACGCUGCCAUCGCCCAGCUGCUUGGCCCCCAACGUGAUUCGCUUGGCAUUGUGAUACCCGUGACCGUUGUCUAUUGCCUGAUCUUCUUCACCGGCGUCGUCGGCAACAUCAGCACCUGCAUUGUCAUCAAAAAGAAUCGCUCCAUGCACACAGCAACCAAUUAUUAUCUCUUCUCGCUGGCCAUCUCUGAUUUCAUGCUCCUACUCUCCGGUGUGCCCCAAGAGAUGUACUUCAUCUGGUCCAAGUAUCCGUAUGUCUUUGGGGAAUACUUUUGCAUCGGCCGUGGACUUCUCGCCGAGACCUCAGCGAAUGCCACAGUGCUCACCAUCACCGCCUUCACCGUGGAGCGUUACAUGGCCAUCUGUCAUCCGUUUCUCGGUCAGGCAAUGAGCAAACUAAGUCGCGCCAUUCGCAUCAUUGUGCUCAUCUGGCUGCUGGCCGUGCUCACGGCCAUUCCUCAGGCUGCACAAUUUGGCAUCAACAAUUACGCGGGUGUGGACAAGUGUGUCGUGGUGCGUGUGAUCAUCCAACACUCCUUUCAGCUGUCCACCUUCAUCUUCUUCUUUGCUCCGAUGUCAAUUAUCUUGGUGCUGUAUCUGUUCAUCGGUUUGCAUCUCUAUCGCUCGAAUGUCAUUGGCGGCGGAGGCGCAGUUGGCACUCAGCGACGUCCCCAGCCACUUAAAGCGGUGCAAAGUGAUACCAUACUCUAUCGUUACUCGGGAACUGGGCCGCAGUUGAGCUCGGUGCGUGGACGCCUCAAUCAUUAUGGCACGCGUCGAGUGCUGAGGAUGCUGGUUGCCGUUGUCAUCUGCUUCUUUUUGUGCUGGGCCCCCUUCCACGCCCAGCGACUGAUUGCCAUUUAUGCGCCCGCCCGUGGCGCCCAGCUGCAUGAUCAGCAUGAAUUCCUCUACACGGUGAUGACAUAUGUCUCUGGUGUGCUCUACUAUCUCUCCACCUGCAUCAAUCCGCUGCUCUACAACCUGAUGAGCAACAAGUUUCGCGAGGCCUUCAAGGCUGUGCUGCUGGGCAAAAAGUAUUCGAAGGGCUCGCUGAACUCGCGACAACUUGAAUCGCGACGCUUGCGUCGCACAGCUACGCUUAAUUCAUCCACGCAUACGCAACGUGAAUCCAGCGAGUCGAAGCCGACGAUCAUGCAGACGGCUCUCAACGAACGGCUGCUUCAAGCCAAGUCACAACUAGUUUCGUAAUUUGAACAAUUGCAAACUAAUUGCAGUUGAUUUAUAUUUUGCGAGCAACUCUCGUCGUAUCGAUAUUUAUGAAUCGUAUUUGUGCAGUUUUCUGCUUCCUAGUGUUAAUUUAUUUUAAUUUAUCAUUUGUUUAUAACACACAUUAGCCGCAUUGUUUUCCACUUAGUUCUUGUUGUUGACUUUUGUUGUUAUUA